UGCGUUUUUAAGACCUAAACUGGGGAAACAAUAUGAAGCUUCCUGUGUGUCUUUUGAAAGAGUUUUAGUAGAAAACAAGCUGCAUGGCCUUUCUCCAGCUCUCUCUGAAGCCAUCCAGAGCAUUUCUCGCUGGGAACUUGUCCAAGCUGCUCUCCCACAUGUGCUGCACUGCACUGCAACAUUGCUCUCCAACAGGAACAAGCUAGGGCAUCAGGAUAAGCUUGGAGUAGCUGAAACAAAGCUUCUUCACACUCUUCACUGGAUGCUGCUGGAGGCUCCUCAGGACUGCAGCAAUGACCGUUUUGGAGGAGACAGAGGCUCUAGCUGGGGAGGGAGCAGUAGCGCCUUUAUCCACCAGGCUGAAAACCAAGGAUCACCAGGACAUCCUCGGCCCAGCGCCACGACCGACGAGGAGGAGAAUAACAGGAGGAAGUUCUUCCAGAACUCCAUGGCCACAGUGGAGCUAUUUGUGUUCCUCUUUGCUCCCCUUGUCCACAGGAUUAAAGAGUCUGACCUGACAUUCCGGUUGGCUAGUGGCCUUGUUAUUUGGCAGCCAAUGUGGGAACACAGGCAGCCUGAGGUUUCUGCCUUCAAUGCCCUUGUGAAACCCAUCAGGAACAUCGUUACAGCCAAGAGAAGUUCUCCCACCAACAAUCAGAAUGUGACCUGUGAAUCCCCUAAUCUGGACAGUGGACGUACCGAGGGACUGCAGGUGGUCUGUGAGACAACACAGCCUGAUUCUGUACCUCCAAAGGCUGCUGUUUCUGCAUGUCAUCGUGGAAACUCCUUGGAAGGAAGCGUAUCCUCCCAAACCUCUCAGGAGAGAGGUCCUGCACAUCCCAGGGUGUCCUUGGUGAUCCCACCUUGCCAGAAGUCUCGCUAUGCCACGUAUUUCGAUGUGGCAGUGCUGCGCUGCCUGCUGCAGCCACACUGGUCCGAGGAGGGCACACAGUGGUCACUGAUGUACUACUUGCAGAGGCUGAGGCAUAUGCUACAGGAAAAGCCAGAGAAACCACCCGAGCCAGAGAUCACCCCUUUGCCAAGGCCUCGCAGCAGCUCCAUGGUGGCUGCUGCACCGUCUCUGGUGAACACCCACAAAACUCAGGAUCUCACUAUGAAAUGUAAUGAGGAAGAAAAAUCACUAAGCACAGAGGCAUUUUCCAAGGUGUCACUGACCAACUUGCGUAGACCAGCAGUUCCAGAUCUCUCCACAGACCUGGGGAUGAACAUCUUCAAAAAGUUUAAGAGCCGCAAAGAGGACAGGGAUCGCGAGCGUAAAGGGUCAAUCCCUUUCCACCAUACUGGGAAGAAGCGGCAACGAAGAAUGGGGGUGCCCUUCCUCCUCCAUGAGGAUCAUUUGGAUGUCUCACCCACUCGCAGCACUUUCUCCUUUGGCAGUUUCUCUGGAAUCGGAGAGGACCGACGUGGCAUUGAGAGAGGAGGAUGGCAAACCACCAUCCUAGGAAAGUUUACCAGGCGGGGGAGCUCCGACACAGCGACGGAGAUGGAGAGCCUGAGCGCCAGGCACUCGCACUCUCAUCACACUCUGGUCUCUGACCUGCCGGACCACUCCAACAGCCAUGGAGAGAACACAGUCAAAGAAGUGCGGUCCCAGAUCUCCACCAUCACUGUGGCAACCUUCAACACUACCCUGGCCUCGUUCAAUGUGGGCUACGCUGAUUUUUUCAGUGAGCACAUGAGGAAGCUUUGCAACCAGGUGCCCAUCCCUGAGAUGCCCCAUGAGCCGCUUGCGUGUGCCAACCUCCCACGGAGCCUGACAGACUCCUGCAUCAAUUACAGUUGCUUGGAGGAUACGGAUCACAUUGAUGGAACCAACAACUUUGUCCACAAGAACGGCAUGCUGGAUCUCUCGGUGGUCCUGAAAGCUGUUUACUUGGUCCUGAAUCAUGACAUCAGUUCCCGGAUUUGUGAUGUGGCACUGAACAUAGUGGAGUGCUUACUGCAGCUUGGUGUGGUGCCCUGUGUAGAGAAGGUUCGAAGGAAGAGUGAGAACAAAGAAAAUGAAGCCCCAGAAAAGAGGCCAAGUGAAGGAUCCUUCCAGUUCAAAGGAGCUGCUGCUGCUGGUUCAACUUGUGGAUUUGUGGUGCCUCCAGUUACUGGAGCUGGAGAUGGAGGAGAAGAAGGAGGUGGUGGAAGUGGUGGAGGAGGAGGAGGUGGAAGUGACGGAGGUGGUGGAGGAGGAGGAGGGCCAUAUGAGAAGAAUGACAAAAAGCAAGAAAAGGAUGAAGGUCCAUCUGUCAGCACCCAUAGGCUGGCACUCACAAUGCUGAUUAAAAUUGUGAAAUCCUUGGGUUGUGCCUAUGGUUGUGGAGAAGGACAUCGAGGGCUCUCUGGAGAUCGCCUGAGACACCAGGUAUUCCGAGAGAAUGCUCAGAACUGCCUCACCAAGCUGUACAAACUGGAUAAGAUGCAAUUCCGGCAGACCAUGAGGGAUUAUGUGAACAGGGAUUCUCUCAAUAACGUGGUGGAUUUCCUCCAUGCUUUACUGGGAUUCUGCAUGGAGCCAGUCACUGACAACAAGGCUGGAUUUGGGAAUAACUUCACCACAGUGGACAACAAGUCUACAGCCCAGAAUGUGGAAGGUAUUAUUGUGAGUGCCAUGUUCAAGUCACUGAUCACUCGCUGUGCUUCCACUACACAUGAGCUCCACAGCCCAGAAAACCUGGGCUUGUACUGUGACAUUCGACAGCUUGUCCAGUUUAUCAAGGAGGCUCAUGGGAAUGUAUUUCGGAGAGUGGCACUCAGUGCCCUCUUGGACAGUGCUGAAAAGUUAAUACCAGGGAAAAAAACAGAGGAAACAGAGCAGGAGCCAAAACCUUCUGGGAGCAAAAGAUCUGAGGUGGGAAGUGUCAUCAUUGACAAAGGCCAGGCCUCAGCUGCCCCUGAUGAAUGCCGGAGUUAUGUCUCAAGCCGCCCAAUGCAAACUCCAGAACAUGAUGAGCAAAGCCAAGGGGCCAAUCUGGGACGCAAGGACUUCUGGCGAAAGAUGUUUAAGUCACAAAGUGCAGCAAGUGAUACCAGUAGUCAGUCUGAUCAGGACACAUCUGAGUGCACCACUGCUCACUCUGGAACCACCACAGACAGGCGCUCCCGCUCCCGUUCCCGACGAAUCUCCCUUCGAAAGAAACUCAAACUCCCCAUAGGGAACUGGCUGAAGCGCUCCUCCCUCUCUGGUCUGGCUGAUGGAGUGGAAGAUCUCCUAGAUAUCAGUUCUGUCGACCGUCUCUCUUUCAUCAGGCAGAGUUCCAAGGUGAAGUUUACCAGUGCAGUGAAGCUGUCAGAAGGAGGUGGGCCAGGAGGAGGCCUGGACAACGGCCGAGAUGAAGAGGAGAAUUUCUUCAAGCGUCUUGGUUGCCAUAGCUUUGAUGAUCACUUGACCUCCAACCAAGAAGGAGGAAAAUCCAGGAAUGUUGUGAACCUGGGAGCAAUCCGCCAAGGCAUGAAGCGCUUUCAGUUUCUCCUGAACUGCUGUGAACCAGGCACUAUCCCCGAUGCCUCCAUUCUGGCAGCAGCCCUAGAUCUUGAAGCCCCUGUAGUGGCACGAGCAGCCCUGUUUCUCGAGUGUGCACGCUUCGUUCACCGCUGCAAUCGUGGCAACUGGCCUGAGUGGAUGAAGGGCCACCAUGUGAACAUCACAAAGAAAGGCCUGUCCCGUGGCCGUUCUCCUAUUGUGGGCAACAAAAGGAACCAGAAGCUGCAGUGGAACGCAGCUAAGCUCUUUUAUCAGUGGGGAGAUGCAAUCGGUGUUCGCCUCAACGAGCUGUGCCACGCUGAGAGCGAGAGCCCUGCCAACCUGCUGGGCCUCAUUUAUGAUGAGGAGACCAAGAGACGCCUGAGAAAGGAGGAUGAGGAAGAAGACUUUUUAGAUGACAGCACUGUGAAUCCUACCAAAUGUUGUUGUCCUUUUGCACUGAAAAUGGCAGCCUGUCAGCUUCUCCUGGAGAUAACCACUUUCCUUCGAGAGACCUUUCGCUACAUGCCCAGACCACGGACUGAGCCUCUUGUGGAUCUGGAGACCUGCAGGCUGCGUCUGGACCCUGAGAUGGACCGGCACAGGUAUGAAAGAAACAGCAGCCACACCCUCAAAUCUGAGGCUGGCUUCGAGGAGAAAAAAGUUCCCAGCAGGAAGAUCAGGAUAGGAGGCUCCCGCUUGCUCCAGAUUAAAGGAACCCGCAGUUUCCGGGUGAAGAAGGGGGGUUCCCUUUCCAGCAUUCGCCGGGCCGGCAGCCUAAAGAGCACCAAGUUAUCACGGCAGGACUCAGAGUCUGAGAAUGAGGAGCUGCAGCUGUCCCACAGCAGGGACACUGUCACUGAUAUAGAAGGGAGCCCCUGGAGUGCGAGUGAGCCCAGCAUUGAACCUGAGGUGCUGAGCAACACAGGCACAGAGGAGAACUAUCACCGGAACAUGUCGUGGCUGCAUGUUAUGAUCCUACUAUGCAACCAGCAAAGUUUCAUAUGUACCCAUAUUGACUACUGUCACCCACACUGCUACCUCCACCACAGCCGGUCCUGUGCGCGCCUCGUCCGGGCCAUCAAGCUCCUGUAUGGGGACACAGUCGACUCCCUGCGAGAAAACAGCACAUUGAACAAUGCACCAAGAGGCAAAAAACAAAAGGAAUGCUCAGACAAGUCAUGCUUAAGAACUCCUUCUCUAAAAAAGAGAGUGAUCGAUAUCAACUUGGAAGGGAAGAAGGACUCUGGAAUGCUAAAAUACAUCAGGCACCAGGUAAUGAGCCUCUCGCCUGCACCUUUGUCACUGCUAAUCAAGGCAGCUCCUAUCCUCACAGAAGAGAUGUAUGGGGACAUCCAGCCAGCAGCGUGGGAGCUCCUGCUCAGUGUGGAUGAACACAUGGCUGGAGCAGCAGCUGCCAUGUUCCUGCUGUGUGCUGUCAAAGUGCCAGAGGCUGUUUCUGACAUGCUGAUGUCCGAAUUUCAUCAUCCAGAGACCGUGCAAAGACUGAAUGCCAUUCUCAAAUUCCACACACUCUGGAGGUUUAGGUACCAAGUGUGGCCAAGGAUGGAAGAGGGAGCACAGCAGAUAUUUAAGAUCCCUCCUCCAAGUAUAAACUUCACUCUGCCUUCUCCUGUGCUGGGUAUGCCAUCUGUGCCAAUGUUUGACCCUCCCUGGGUCCCUCAGUGCAGUGGGAGUGUGCAAGAUCCUAUAAAUGAAGAUCAGUCGAAGUCAUUUUCAGCCCGAGCUGUGUCACGUUCCCAUCAGCGAGCAGAGCACAUCCUGAAGAACCUGCAGCAGGAGGAAGAGAAGAAACGCCUGGGCCGGGAAGCCAGUCUCAUCACUGCCAUCCCCAUCACUCAGGAGGCCUGUUAUGAGCCAUCUUGCACACCAAGCUCAGAGCAGGAAGAAGAAGAAGAAGUUGCCAACCUGGCCUCCCGCCGUCUGUCUGUGAGUCCAUCCUGCACCUCCAGUACAUCUCACAGGAACUAUUCCUUCCGCCGUGGCUCUGUCUGGUCAGUGCGGUCAGCAGUCAGUGCAGAAGAUGAAGAACACACUACAGAGCACACUCCAAACCAUCACGUGCCCCAACCACCUCAGGCUGUGUUUCCAGCAUGCAUCUGUGCAGCAGUGCUUCCCAUUGUCCAUUUGAUGGAAGAUGGAGAAGUCCGUGAGGAUGGAGUAGCUGUAAGUGCUGUUGCUCAGCAGGUCCUGUGGAACUGCCUAAUUGAAGACCCCUCUACAGUUUUGCGCCAUUUCCUUGAGAAGCUCACAAUCAGCAAUCGACAGGAUGAGCUGAUGUAUAUGUUAAGGAAGCUUUUGUUGAACAUUGGAGACUUUCCUGCCCAGACAUCUCACAUCCUCUUCAACUACUUGGUAGGACUGAUCAUGUAUUUUGUACGGACUCCGUGUGAGUGGGGCAUGGAUGCCAUUUCUGCCACACUCACCUUCCUUUGGGAAGUGGUGGGUUAUGUUGAAGGACUCUUCUUCAAGGAUCUCAAACAGACUAUGAAGAAGGAACAAUGCGAAGUGAAGCUGCUGGUGACUGCCUCGAUGCCAGGCACAAAAACCCUUGUUGUGCAUGGACAGAAUGAGUGUGACAUCCCAACACAGUUACCAGUCCAUGAGGACACACAGUUUGAGGCUCUUCUGAAGGAGUGUUUGGAGUUUUUUAACAUACCUGAAACUCAGUCUUCUCAUUAUUUUUUAAUGGAUAAGCGUUGGAAUCUCAUUCAUUACAACAAGACAUAUGUCCGUGACAUUUAUCCUUUCCGGAGGUCAGUUUCUCCCCAGCUCAACCUGGUGCAGAUGCAUCCAGAAAAGGGUCAAGAGCUCAUUCAGAAGCAGGUGUUCACCCGCAAGCUGGAAGAGGUAGGGCGGGUGUUGUUCCUGAUAUCACUGACGCAGAAAAUCCCUACUGCCCACAAGCAGUCCCAUGUGUCUAUGCUCCAGGAGGAUCUCCUCCGCUUGCCUUCAUUUCCCCGAAGUGCCAUUGAUGCCGAGUUCUCACUCUUCAGUGAUCCUCAAGCUGGGAAAGAGCUCUUUGGCCUGGACACUCUUCAGAAAAGCUUGUGGAUUAAGCUGCUGGAGGAGAUGUUCCUCGGCAUGCCCAGCGAGUUCCCCUGGGGGGAUGAGAUCAUGCUGUUCCUGAACGUCUUCAACGGUGCCCUGAUCCUGCACCCUGAGGACAGUGCCUUGCUGAGGCAGUAUGCUGCCACAGUCAUCAACACAGCUGUGCACUUUAACCACCUCUUCUCCCUCAGUGGGUACCAGUGGGUGCUGCCCAGCAUGCUGCAGGUAUACUCCGACUACGAAAGCAACCCACAGCUGCGCCAAGCAAUUGAGUUUGCGUGCCGCCAGUUCUACGUUCUGCACCGCAAGCCCUUUAUUCUGCAGCUGUUUGCCAGUGUGGCUCCACUCCUGGAGUUCCCUGAUGCUGCAAACAACGGAACCAGCAAGGGAGUGUCAGCUCAGUGCCUGUUUGACCUGCUGCAGUCCUUGGAGGGAGAUACUCCAGACAUUUUGGACAUCUUAGAGCUGGUGAAAGCCGAGAAGCCUCUCAAAUCAUUAGAUUUCUGCUAUGGGAAUGAAGACUUGACCUUUUCCAUCAGUGAAGCCAUCAAGCUGUGUGUGACAGUGGUGGCCUAUGCUCCUGAAUCAUUCAGAAGCCUCCAGAUGCUGAUGGUCUUGGAAGCGCUGGUUCCUUGCUACUUGCAGAAACUGAAGCGACAAACCUCUCAAGUGGAGACUGGGACAGCAGCUCGUGAGGAGAUUGCUUCUAUGAGUGCCCUUGCCACCUCUUUGCAGGCCCUCCUGUACAGUGUAGAAGUUCUCACCAGGCCUAUGACAGCCCCACAGAUGAGCAGAUGUGAUCAAGGCCAUAAAGGGACCACAACAGCAAACCAUACCAUGUCAGCAGGUGUGAACACCAGGUACCCUGAACAGGGAGCCAAACUACACUUUAUCAGGGAGAACCUUCACUUACUGGAGGAAGGACAGGGCCUUCCCCGAGAGGAGCUGGAUGAACGAAUUGCCCGAGAGGAGUUCAGGAGACCACGGGAGUCACUGCUGAAUAUCUGCACAGAGUUUUACAAGCACUGUGGUCCGAGGCUGAAGAUUUUGCAGAAUCUGGCUGGUGAGCCCCGAGUGACUUCUCUGGAGCUGCUGGAUGUGAAAUCCCACAUGAGAUUGGCAGAAAUUGCACAUUCCCUGCUGAAACUAGCACCUUACGACACGCAGACGAUGGAGAGCCGAGGCCUCCGGCGCUACAUCAUGGAGAUGCUGCCCAUCACUGACUGGACAGCUGAGGCGGUGAGACCUGCCCUUAUCCUCAUCUUAAAGAGAUUGGAUCGUAUGUUCAAUAAAAUUCACAAGAUGCCUACUUUGAGGCGCCAGGUUGAGUGGGAGCCUGCCAGCAGUUUGAUUGAAGGGGUUUGUUUGACACUUCAGAGGCAGCCUAUCAUAUCCUUCCUGCCUCACCUUAGGUCUCUGAUCAAUGUCUGUGUCAAUCUGGUGAUGGGAGUGGUAGGACCCUCCAGUGUGGCUGACGGAUUACCCCUUCUUCAUCUCAGCCCUUAUCUCUCGCCACCUCUGCCCUUCAGCACAGCUGUUGUCCGGCUUGUAGCAUUGCAGAUACAGGCUUUGAAAGAAGAUUUUCCCCUAAGCCAUGUCGUCUCCCCAUUCACCAAUCAGGAAAGAAGGGAAGGAAUGCUUUUAAACCUACUGAUUCCAUUUGUGCUCACAGUAGGAUCUGGAAGCAAAGACAGCCCCUGGCUGGAGCAGCCUGAGGUCCUGCUGCUGCUCCAGACUGUUAUCAAUAUCCUCCUGCCACCUCGCAUCAUCAGCACUUCCCGCAGCAAGAACUUCAUGCUGGAGAGCUCCCCUGCCCACUGCUCCACCCCAGGGGAUGCAGGGAAGGACCUGCGGCGGGAAGGGCUCGCAGAGUCCACCAGCCAGGCUGCCUACCUGGCCCUGAAGGUGAUCCUUGUUUGCUUUGAACGCCAACUGGACAGCCAGUGGUACUGGCUGAGCCUGCAAGUCAAAGAGAUGGCACUGCGGAAGGUGGGAGGGCUGGCCCUGUGGGAUUUCCUCGACUUUAUCGUGCGAACACGGAUCCCUAUCUUUGUGCUCCUUCGGCCCUUCAUCCAGUGCAAGCUUCUGGCCCAGCCAGCUGAGAAUCACGAGGAGCUGACUGCUCGACAGCACAUCUCCGACCAGCUGGAGAGACGGUUCAUCCCGCGCCCGCUCUGCAAGAGCUCCCUCAUCGCUGAGUUCAACAAUGAGCUGAAGAUCCUGAAGGAGGCUGUGCACAGUGGGUCUGCUUACCAAGGGAAGACAUCCGUCAGCACCGUGGGCACCUCCACCUCGGCGUACCGCCUGAGCCUGGCCACCAUGUCCCGCUCCAACACCGGCACCGGCACGGUCUGGGAGCAGGACAGUGAGCCCUCCCAGCAGGCCUCGCAGGACACGCUGAGCCGCACAGAUGAGGAGGACGAAGAAAAUGACUCCCUGAGUAUGCCCAGUGUGGUAAGUGAACAGGAAGCAUACCUUAUGGGUGCCAUUGGGAGGAGGCGGUUCUCCAGCCAUCUCUCCAGCGUGUCUGCACCUCAGGCUGAGGUGGGCAUGUUGCCCAGCCAAAGUGAACCUAAUGUCCUCGAUGACUCCCCGAGCCUGGCCACUGAGGGCAGCCUCUCUAGGGUGGCAAGUGUGCAGAGCGAGCCAGGACAGCAGAACCUUCUCCUGCAGCAGCCUCUGGGGCGGAAGAGAGGCCUACGGCAGCUUCGACGACCACUGCUGUCACGUCAGAAAACUCAGACAGAGCCUCGGAGCCGGCACGGAGCUCGGCUUUCCACCACGCGGCGGAGCAUCCAGCCCAAGCCGAAACCCUGCGCGGAGCAGAAGCGGUCGGUGACGUUCACCGAGGCCCAGCCCGAGGUGCCCCCAGCCUGCCCCGGGGACGCGCCAGCCCCGGCAGCACCGCAGCAGGGCUGCAGCCACAGCAGCCUCCAGGACACUGGCAGGCAGGAGCCCCUCAGCAAGCCCGUGCUGACUUCCUCACCUGCCAUCGUUGUGGCUGAUCUCCACAGCCAGGCCACCGGCCAGGGCGAGGCACUCUCUGCUGAGAAGGAGAAGGAGAAAGAGGAGGGCUUGGAGUCCCGGCCAGCAACAGCACAGAGCACCCCACCCACCCAGCUCUCUGACACCGAGGACUACGCUGGCCUGGAGACCACCAGCUUGCUGCAGCAUGGGGACACUGUCCUGCACAUCAGUGAGGACAAUGGGAUGGAGAACCCCUUGCUGGCCACUCACUUCAGCUUCACACAUGUGGAGCUCGGGGAGACAGAUGUGGAUCUAGAUGAAUCUCAUGUUUAA
This is a messenger RNA of Acanthisitta chloris (rifleman), 9844 nucleotides long. RefSeq names its product unc-80 homolog (C. elegans) (gene UNC80). Gene Ontology annotation, biological process: monoatomic cation homeostasis. The transcript is spliced from 65 exons. The annotation marks the transcript as partial. The record is from RefSeq and is a predicted model, not a curated record. Gene Ontology annotation, cellular component: axon; cation channel complex. Gene Ontology annotation, molecular function: monoatomic cation channel activity. Lineage: Eukaryota; Metazoa; Chordata; Aves; Passeriformes; Acanthisittidae.